Molecule: messenger RNA, 228 nt
Organism: Strongylus vulgaris
Lineage: Eukaryota; Metazoa; Nematoda; Chromadorea; Rhabditida; Strongylidae
Source: the annotation of a GenBank genome assembly
AUGUGCUCUUUGAUGUUCAUCAAGCUGAGAUACCAGUCUACUCUGUUACAGAAAGAUCUCCUUGGUGUGUACGAGCUCUCCACGAUGUCGACAAUACCUGUCGAGGUAGCCGAAGAGGCCCUCGAAAAGAAGGUCGAAGCGAUGAAGAUCGUCGAUGGGAACAAUAUGGAGGUCAAGAAGGAAACCACCGACGGCAAGAACGAACGUCGUGAGCGUAAGGUACAUUAA